This is a messenger RNA of Abrus precatorius (Indian licorice), 527 nucleotides long. RefSeq lists its product as uncharacterized. Bases 188 to 469 code for a protein of 93 amino acids. Lineage: Eukaryota; Viridiplantae; Streptophyta; Magnoliopsida; Fabales; Fabaceae. The transcript is spliced from 2 exons. The record is from RefSeq and is a predicted model, not a curated record.
AGAAGGCAAUGACGUUGAGACCCACAAAGCUGUAACAACCUCAGCAUCUCCAACAAUGACACGUGUUUAUUGUAUUGGUUACAUGAACCCUUGAUAAUGUUGGGAGUUCUUUCUCUUCUCUUUUCCCUCCUACGAUUGUUCCAUAACAAGGUUAGAGUACCAUUGCUAGAAAGCUAGCUAGAAGAAAAUGGGAAGCCCACCUCAGAACUCAGACCUAACAUUUCCACCAGCUGAUGCUGUUGGAGAGCUGAAUCCUGGGAACAAUACACAGGUUCAAGUUGAUCCUGUAUCUUCUGAGGUGGCUGCCUCCAAGGAAAUGAAGGAACAAACUGAGGCCAAACAGAAAAAAAAGGAAAGAGAAAAGAAUGAGGCAUUGGAAACACUAAAAUCAGCCAUUAUAAUUUCAGGCAUUGUUGUUGCUCUGGCGGGAGCUGCCUUUGCAAUAACCAAGAAAUUAAGAGAGAAAUGACCCUACCUUCCCAAAGGGAAAUAUAGAAGAUUUAUAGAAAUUGUCUACGUUGUUUUUA